Gekko japonicus is the source of this 2477-nucleotide messenger RNA. It is a transcript of the gene LMLN, whose product is annotated as leishmanolysin-like (metallopeptidase M8 family). The coding region runs from base 1 to 2004 and encodes 667 amino acids. Lineage: Eukaryota; Metazoa; Chordata; Lepidosauria; Squamata; Gekkonidae. Gene Ontology annotation, biological process: cell adhesion; proteolysis. Gene Ontology annotation, molecular function: metalloendopeptidase activity. The transcript has 17 exons. The record is from RefSeq and is a predicted model, not a curated record. Gene Ontology annotation, cellular component: cytoplasm; membrane.
AUGUCGGUGGAGUCGGGGGUCCGCGGGCAUCCCCGGCCGGCGUCUGUUUUCCCCACCGCCGUGGCUGUGUGGCUUCUGCUGGGGAGCAGCCCUGGCCCUGGAUCCGCUUCCUGCCACCACCGCGUGCCCAGCGCCGAGGAGGUUAUCUACAAAGUUUAUCUCAAGCAGAAUCAUAUUAUGAAGAGAAGCGUUGAUGGACAACUGAGAAUUAAGACUGAAUAUGAUGGAAGUGUUGAGGAGCUGCUUCCUGAAAAAAGGCACCUUAUAAAGCAUAAGCUUUUCCCACAAGCUAUUUCUUAUUUGGAAAAGACAUUUCAAGUUCGGAAGCCUACUGGUACUAUCUUACUGAGCAGACAGUGUGUAACAAACCAAUACAUAAGGAAGAAAGAUGAUCCACACAGAUACUGUCGUGGAGCCUGUGCAGAGUUUACAAGGUGCGGUCCGGUCAUAGUUCCUGAAAAGCACCUGCAGCAAUGUAGGGUAUGUCGUGAAAAUGAAUGGCUUUGUGGACCUACUGGUUUACCAGACCAAGAAGGGGUUCAAGAUGCUGACUUCAUACUAUAUGUCAGUGCUCUGACCACCGAAAGAUGUGGCCAAGAAAAUAUUAUCGCAUAUGCAGCAUACUGCCAACUGGAAGCAAAUAUGGACAGACCAAUUGCAGGGUAUGCCAAUCUCUGUCCAAAUAUGAUUUCAACCCAGCCACAGGAGUUUGUUGGGAUGCUGUCUACAGUAAAACAUGAAAUUAUUCAUGCAUUGGGUUUUUCUGCUGGUCUGUUUGCUUUUUAUCAUGAUAAUGAUGGAAAUCCUUUGACUGCCAGAUAUGCAGAGGGAGUACCAGCCUUCAAUGAAAGCCUUGGCUUGUAUCAGUGGAGCAAUAAAGUUGUGCGUAAUGCCGUAAGAUUAUGGGAUGUACGGGGCAAUAAGAUUCUACGUCAUAAUAUAUUUCUUCUGAUAACUCCUAAAGUAGUUGAAGAAGCCCGAAAACAUUUUGACUGCCCCAUUCUAGAGGGAAUGGAACUUGAAAAUCAAGGCGGCAUGGGCACUGAGCUCAAUCAUUGGGAGAAACGAUUGCUGGAGAAUGAAGCCAUGACUGGAUCCCACACUCAGAACAGGGUGUUCUCCCGAAUCACUUUGGCCUUAAUGGAAGACACUGGCUGGUAUAAAGCCAACUACAGCAUGGCAGAAAAACUAGACUGGGGCCAAGGUAAAGGCUGUGACUUCGUGAUGAAGAGUUGUAAGUUUUGGAUUGACCAAAAGCGGAAAAAGAAAGAAGAGGUGGCCCCAUAUUGUGACACACUGCGGAGUAAUCCAUUGCAGCUAACCUGCAGGCAGGACAAAAGGGCGGUAGCAGUGUGCAACUUACAGAAGUUCCCGCAGGAGCUGCCUCAAGAAUAUCAGUACUUUGACAGCCUGGAUGGAGUAAUGCCAGAAGAGUUGCCUUAUUUUGGGGGUUCAGUAGAAAUUGCUGACUACUGUCCUUUCAGCCAAGAAUUCAGUUGGCAUUUGAGUGGUGAAUUUCAGCGCAGUUCCGAUUGCAGAAUAUUUGAAAACCAACCAGACCCUUUCAAAAACUAUGGAGCAGAGAAGUAUGGACCAGAUUCCGUGUGUCUUAUUCAGAAGUCAGCAUUUGUUAUGGAACAGUGCAGAAAGAAACUUAGUUACCCUGAUUGGGGUAGUGGAUGCUAUCAGGUUUCUUGUUCUCCCCAAGGGCUGACUGUUUGGGUUAAGGACGUAGCAUACGUAUGCAGUCGUUCAGGUCAAGUGCUGACUGUGAAUAUUCAGAUGAAUGGAUGGGCACACAUUGGAAAUCUGAUUUGCCCAGCUUGUACAGACUUCUGUGACUUCUGUCCGCCUGAGAAAGACCCUUCUCCCGUUGUUAACUUAUCAAGAAUUGCACCUAUUGAUCUGUGCUCCUGUUCUCCCAGCCUGGUAGUAACCCUAUGGCUAUUGAUGGCAAACUUACUUCCACUCCUGGCAGGGUUUCUUCUGUGUGCGUGGAGUUAACCUGUGCUCCCAAGUUGCCGUACAGUCACGUUGCAUUCCUAGAAUGCACUGCAACAGCGCAGCAUAUCUCAAAGGCUGCGGUCUAGAAGAGAGAUCUCCUCUCCAUCUACCUCAUGGCAAGUAGUGCAGCUGGGGUGUGCUGGUCAACAGCCUCUCGGCUAAGAAAGAGGCAAAGUUUUAAAGUGUCAUCUCAAGUGCCAGGCAUAAUUUAAAGUUUUAUUUUCUCACUGCUAACUAAUUUGGGGAAACAAAUUUACCAGGUGAAUUGCCUUUCUGCUGCCACUGGUUUUGGAACAUUCUUUACAUCGAAUCCUCUGAGACUUUAGCAGGAUCUUCGUAGAAUCCUUAGACAGAGAUAUACCUCAGAGUUGCUUUUAGUCAAAAGCCAUGUAAAAAUCAGUUGCCAUGAUUGCUAAGAUUCAUAAGAGUUUAUGGAGUCUCGCAGUUCUAUCCAAAAAGAACUGAACUACGGU